UCUGGAUCUUACCUUCCGCUAGCAAACUUUACCCUCUUGACUACUCUCAACCCUGAGCCUCUUCCAACCGAACUCAAUACAAAAUGCCUUACUGUGACCUUUGUAACGGUCUUACGAUCGAGGGCCUGUUCCCGCCAAACAUCUACCACCAUGCGAAGACCUUGGCAGCCUUGGAAGAGUCGGGUAAGACUUGCGAACUGUGUAAACUCCUCUAUCGUUGCAUCAGGCCCGCUGGAGAUUAUCGUACAGAGUACCAUCCCCGAUUUCUUAGUUCAUCUAAGGCCCCUCGGCUUGUAGGAUGGACAGAUGACAUGCUGCUUUCAUACGAUUUGGAGGCAUGCAGCGACACGGGCGCCAGUGAUGGUGCGAGCCAACUUCCCACGAAUGCUUGCUCUGUGGCAUCCAACGUUGUCAGCAUCAAGCUCCAAAUUCUUGAAGAAAGUGAAAUACAAAAGAAGGAAUCGUUCCUUCCCUCUCUGGAUGGGUUCACCCACAUCGGCAUUUGGACAGAGUCUCCACAUAUGCUCACAAGCCUGACGCUAUUCGUGCACGAAGGCGAUGAAUUAGGUUAUCGAGCAAGCCUGGAAGAGGGCCAGCACAGGUUCAUCUCUGGUCGCGUGCUCACUAGCCAUCACCCUUCCAAAGCGUACUUCGAUGUCGCCCGCCGCUGGUUCAAUCACUGCGUUUCCAGACACACAGAAUGCGGAGAUCACCUCAGCUUACAGAAUUCCACUGUACCAGACAGAGUCAUAGAUGUUGCACUCUACGGCGGUCAGCCACGUCUCAUAAAUUCGAUGGGCUUGAGGUCUCGUUACGCUACAUUGAGUCAUUGCUGGGGUGGUUUGCCAAUGUCGGAGUUGCCAAAGACGUUCCGCGAGGCCAUAGUGAUAUGCAGGGCCUUGAUGAUACCCUACCUAUGGAUUGACAGUAUAUGCAUCAUCCAGGACUCACCAACAGACUGGGAGAUACAGUCAAGCAAGAUGCAUUCAAUAUAUCACGACAGUGCAGUUACCUUAGCUGCUUUAGACGCAGCUAAUUCGAGUAAAGGACUUUUCAUCCCUAAGCUUCCAUUUGUAGAUGUAUUUCCUCUACACCAACAAUUUGGCAACGGCAAAGGUCAAGCAUACGUUGGACCACCCACUUGGACCAAGUUCAGCCAUAGCUCCGGACCGUAUAACGACCAUAUUGGAUGGGUGUAUGAAGCUUUGCAGGAUAUGUUUUCACAGACAUCUUAUAUUAGGAGAGGUGUUCUAGAAAGUCGAGCAUGGGCCAUGCAGGAGCUACGGCUAUCUCAACGUGUCCUGUACUUCUUUAAGGGCGAGAUGAUGUGGAGAUGUCCUGAAGCGAUUAUGCGUCAGAACGGAUCAUGGAAGGCCCCAAAUCGUAUGUUUCAACUGAGGUUUGCAUUGGAGAGACAUAGUAUGGGAUUCGAAUCAGUACGGAACUUGCUCGCGGAACGAGGCCACCCUCUCGUUCACCAUCGGAAUGACAAUGAUGAGAAUAGCGGAAGCGAGACACAUGAAAGCCGCGUCGUACAAGCUGGUACGAGUCCAAGAACUCUUGGGGCCAUUGAUAACAGCGUCGAGCGGAAUUCUAAUACAUUAGUCUUCGACCUAGUGCUGGAAGGAUCAAAUGGCUACGAUAUCCUGGAGACCUGGUAUCACCUAGUCAGAGACUAUAGUCAGUGUCAGUUGACAUUCCACGCCGACAAACUACCUGCGCUGUCCGGUAUAGCAUCCCGCAUUCAUGCCAUCACGCACGACCAGUAUCUUGCUGGCCACUGGCGCAUAAAUCUCGAAAAGACUUUGUUCUGGAAAGGUCAGGGCCGAGUCAAAGUAUACAGGGCUCCAUCGUGGAGCUGGGCGAGCUCAGAGGGUCACUUGGGCGACCUGUACGGCAUAGACGCACAGGAAGACCAGACGCUACCUCCUCUCGAAGUUCUGGACGCCUGCACGAAGAUCGAUGGCGGGAACCCUUUCGGGCGUGUAACGUCAGGCCGAAUUAUCAUCAAUGCCAGAACGAUUGAGGCAAUUUGGAAUCCAGAGCAACAAUGCUGGGACUCGCGCAGUAGGUCGUGCUCGGGCAAAAUACACACCGACUCGACACACCCACUUGGUAUCACCGAUUGUGACGGGAAUCCAAUCGGUUACUGGUCCUACGACGAUCGGCUCUACGGCGUACUGCCUGGUCUGCCUCUGGACAUGCACGCGACGCAAGCCGCCAUCGAAGCUAGAAUGUGUCCUGUCAUGCCCGACCUGAGGGUACCUUGCGGCACGCCAAAGGAGCCUGUGCAGCCCAGAUACGAUGACGCAGCUGGCGAGAUCGACCUGUUCUGGUCAAAGGCAGCUUAUCUGCCCGAAAACUUGCUGUUGGUGCAAGGACCGGGAAUCGCUUGUCAAAAUGAGGAAAAUGAUGUUGUAGAUUGUAGCGAUCAAGAGAUUGUUGUUGUGCUUGUACUUCAAAAAUCAAACACAGACCCUGACACGUUUCAACGUAUAGCCCUCAACCCUACAACCGCUCAACAGCCACCCGCACGCAGCCCGACCCACCACCAAAAGCACCAGUCCUCCGUGCCCACAACCACACAAGCCCACCACAACACGCCGUGUGCACGAACAACCCGCAUUGAACCCAAAGAUACCACGAGCGCUGAUGAUCUACGUGUGCUGUGGUGCACGUGUGGUGUCGAUUCUAGAGACCGGCACGACACCGAACCCGACACCGAGAGCGAAACCGAGGAGCACGAAACAGCGCGCGCGCAGACAGACAUCUCGGCGCAGUGCUGCUGGGUGGUCCCACUGGAGACAGUCACCGGAGAUAGUCGCCGGAGAGAUGCACCGGUGCCUUUGUUGUUCGCCGUUCGGCAGCGAGGAAUGAGGCUCUUGUGUCGUGGCGUGGGGCGAGACAAUGCGUGUCGAGUGGCUCUUUGGCGGUGUUCAGGGCGGGAGACUGGGGGGUGGGAUGGAGGGGUUGGGGCGCGGUGGUGCUUUGUAAGGGGGGAGACGGAAUGUCAACUGGGCGGGGAGGGGAGGAGGAGCGGAUGGUGAAGGGAGAAGUGGAGGUGUUGCAGUAGAAAGAGGCGUACAUGGAGCACCUGAUCAGAGAUACUUGUGGACGUGCAUAUUGUCUCUCUUUCGACUGUCAUGGAAGGUGAAGGGGGUGGGCAGACAUGGCCUCGAGAGGAAAAGAGUUGGAUGUGGAGUAAGAGAACGGGUUGAAUGUCUUGCGAGGGGAUGCUGUGGUAGAGGGAAUGUAGCGCGAAGGUGGAUUAGAGUAUCUCCAUACACACACGGCUGCGUAGUGUGGUACUUACCACGUCCAGUAAUAAUAUGACAGGCUAGGUGUAGGAUAUAGUAUGUGUAUGGGUCUUUGAGUUUAGACAGUGUUAGUAAACAUCUACGGGUGUUUCGACGAAACAUCUUGAAUGGAGAAGGGUGGAUCACGCAACCCUACCUUGCACGAUGU
Molecule: messenger RNA, 3465 nt
Organism: Boeremia exigua
Lineage: Eukaryota; Fungi; Ascomycota; Dothideomycetes; Pleosporales; Didymellaceae
Product: heterokaryon incompatibility protein-domain-containing protein
Exons: 5
Coding region: 84-3047 (987 amino acids)
Source: RefSeq, a predicted model, not a curated record